Phaeodactylum tricornutum CCAP 1055/1 is the source of this 2303-nucleotide messenger RNA. RefSeq lists its product with no specific name. NCBI's taxonomy places the organism in Eukaryota, Bacillariophyta, Bacillariophyceae, Surirellales, Neidiaceae. The record is from RefSeq and is a predicted model, not a curated record. The coding region runs from base 132 to 2087 and encodes 651 amino acids. The transcript has 2 exons.
GGUAUUCUCGAAAGGCGAUAGGUAUUCUGUUUCGUACGGCAUGGUUAGCAGUGUUAUCGUUGCCGGUAGAACCAGUAGUAGUAAAAGUAUCAGAAGCAGCACCCUCAACAACAAAAAUAGUGAUUGCCCGUAUGAGUUCCUUGUUUGCGGGUAACAACGCGAUUUCGCCGUGGAUUACCAACACCGUCUCUCGUGCCAUUCUUGGAGAGUGCACCCCACCGAGACCACCUCCGGAUCAGGCUUCUCCGAUACAGACUCCACCAGUACCGCACUCCAAGCCUAAACUGGUGCAAGUCGGAAAUCUGCACCGACAGCAACCUUCCGGUCGUUUGUGGUUUGACGCAUCGGACGGCAGCGCUCUCAUUCUCGUCGUUCCGGGAGACGAAGCCGUUCUUCCCGACAGUUUCCAGUCGCGUCAACAACAACCACAAGAGAAGCAAAGUCUCCACAAUCAGGUCAAUCCACAACUGUCACGCGGUUGCGUCGUCCGCAUUACGUCCUGGGUCGUCUCGUCGACGGCCCUGUUGCGUCAACAACACAAAAUACCCGCACCCGGCACCCGGACACCACCGGACGCGCUCUGUUUAUACGUCACGGGGCGUGUCGAGUUUCUCGGUGGAAUUGGGAUGGGAAUCGUGGGGACGCCUAUUCCCGUACACGCCACUAUUGACGUUCGGCGGGCCUUGCAAUCCCUCUCCACUGCCCGCAACCAACAGCAUUCCUCCUCAUCCAACGAUCCGUCGAGCAUCCUGCACCGAAAUUUGCUCCGGGCCGCUGGUAUCACGGUAUCAGUGGACCCCGUGACAGUGAGUAAGGACCAACAUUUGGACGGCGCCGAUGACGGCUCGGACUUGCCGAUCGGAGACGUGGCCUUGUUGUUUGCCGGAACUACCGCCUCCGACGUGACGACUACGUCUACCAAUUUUUCUUCUCAUGCUACGACGGAAUCGGCUCCGGUGACUGCUCUACCUCUCCCUACAACGCAAUCAAAUCCACCAGUGUUGCAACGCUUUCCUUUAGCGUCUGCCUUUAUCCCCAACGUUCCGGUAGACGGCGAUCUACCCAUUGGAGAUGUGGCGAAGCUCUUUGCCCUUCCAAACAACCCCGUACCGUUACUCAGCAACUACCGUGCACCCAAUCAUGCUCGCGCGGAACAGUACCACCCGUCGCAGCAUUCCGCGGUCGCUACGGAUCGCGCCCCUGGGCACUGCGGGACUGCAGCAUCGGGCCUCGCCGCCUUGAAUCCGGCGCAACUACAGACUUUGUUCUCCAACGUCAACGCUGCCGCUCAGGCGCAAGCCUCGGCUCGUGCCGGGAUGCGAUCCGACGAAUACACGCCCGAACCAAACAUGGUCCCCAGCGACGACGGCAUCGAAGAAUCAGAGGCAGAGGUGGGCGACGACAGUGAACCGGAGGACGAGGACGAUGAUUUGGGCAUUGACAACAUGCUCGUGUCGCCUGAAGAAGAGGCCCUGGACAAUCACAAUACGAUGAGGUCAAUUGCCCCGAUUGGCAAUGAUCUGGCUUUACCCGUGGGGAAAACUGCAACGAUGCAGUGGGACGAGACAAUCGCCACGAGCACAACGGUGCCCACUAUAGAUAUGCCACCAUUGGAAUCCUUCCGAACGCAUCUGGAGGAAGUACCCGCGGUAGAAAACGAGAGUGACAAUGAGUAUUUGGAAACACAGCAGGAGGAGGUCUUUGCGACACAAAUGCCUUUGGAGGAGCCACAGCACACAGAAGCGGACUCCGAGGAUGACACGAAUCUCGAAACCCAACCAGAUCCUUGUAUGUUCGCAACGCAGCAACCGAACGAGCCAGAGGAAACGGAUCAAAUCACUACUUCGCCACGGGUUUCGGUCUUCCUAGGAAACGAAACUUCGCUCGAACCGGACGAUGGAGCCGGUUGGCCCACUGUGCGCGUCGCUACGGAAACGGCCACGCAAAACCCCGGACCCCCAACGUGCGGAGCUAUCCUCUCACAAAUAUGCCAGGCUUUCGACAAUGGAGGAUUGGCUACAGCGUGCCGGCAGUCGCAAACCGACCCUGUCGACCGUUUGCUCCAAAAAUCUGCGACUAGAAGGUGACCAUAUACGACUGGUUUGGAUUAGACAAGGUGUGAAGUAGACGGGUAUGAAUAUUUCUUUUUUGAACCUUCAAAUGGAGCCAGAAAAAGUGGUUGUCAUUGUGUUGGGGAAGAUGCAACUUGAGCUGCCUAAUAGUAACAGGUUUCACAUGCCAAUUCGGUGGACCCAUUACCGGGACUCUUCGGGGAACAGUAGUAGUUAUGUUAGAUUACUGCU